AAGAAUGUUGUAGCCCUUCCUUUCUCGCAUGAAGAAAUUAUGCCGAGAGGGGGGUGGAACUAAUGAAACUAGAUCGGAGGAGUGAAUUGACGAGCCGACGCCUGUACUUCCCUAUAAUCUUUCUUCUUGCUAUUUCGUAAUGCAAUUCAAGAGGCAACAAGUACCCAGAAGCAACAUAGUCCUAAUGCAUCAGCCUGCCUUAGAAUAUUCCUGUUUCUAGAGAUUUUGCUGUGGAUGUUCAGUAUUAUGCAUGUGGGAUUUUUUUAGCAAUCAAGAUACAUCUGUGUUAUGGCCUUUCCAGAACCAAAGCCCAAGAAACCUGAGCUUCCCCAAAAAUUGCUUGCUACACUAGAAUGUAAACAAGGAGCUAUAAGAGCAGUGAGAUUCAAUGUGGAUGGAAAUUACUGUCUCACCUGUGGCAGUGACAAAUCACUCAAGCUUUGGAACCCACACAAAAGGACUCUCCUCAAGACGUAUUGUGGCCAUGGCUAUGAAGUCCUAGAUGCUGCAGGGUCAUUUGACAACAGCCAACUUUGUUCAUGUGGAGCAGACAAAACAGUUGUGCUGUGGGAUGUCGCCACAGGCCAAGUGAUUCGCAAGUUCCGUGGCCAUGCAGGGAAGGUGAAUUGUGUCCAGUUCAAUGAGGAAGCCACUAUAAUUCUUUCAGGUUCCAUUGACUCCAGUGUCCGUUGCUGGGAUUGUCGCUCACGUAGACCAGAACCCAUCCAAAUCUUGGAUGAGGCCAAAGAUGGCAUCUCCAGUCUGAAAGUCUCAGAUUAUGAAAUUCUUACAGGUGCUGUGGAUGGAUGUGUCCGACGUUAUGACCUCCGUGCUGGAGAACUCUGCUCAGACUACAUUGGAAGUCCCAUUACCUGUGUAUGUUUCAGCAAGGAUGGGCAAUGCACACUGGCUGCUAGCUUGGAUUCUACACUGCGAUUGCUGGACAAGGAUACAGGCGAGCUACUAGGAGACUACACCGGCCACAAGAAUGUCACUUACAAGAUGGACUGCUGCCUGAGUGAAAGAGACACACAUAUUGGGAGCUGCUCAGAAGAUGGGAAAGUCUAUUUCUGGGAUUUGGUUGAGGGCUCCCUUGUUCUGACCUUGCCAGUGUGCAAUACUGCUGUCCAGUCACUGUCCUUCCACCCAGUUGAAACCUGCCUGCUCACUGCUGCAGGGGGUCUUGUUCAGUGUUGGAGAGAAGAAUCUUAUACAGCCGAGGAAGGUGUGCCUGCAUGACUAGCAUUGCCGUCUGAGCAAGAUUGCAGAUACAGGAUGAUGGACUUCUCCGAUACACUUCUCUUACAGUUCUAUGAGUAUAGUUCUAUGUACUUUGCUUUCAGGAGGAAAGAUGGGGCAUAAUUUGGACUCAGCUUCUUCUAUAGAAGCAGCCUGACUGAAUGCUGUCCUUGAGCUCAAAAAGGGCUCAAAGGUUUCCUUGCUUUAGGUGACAAUAUUUUUAAAUUCAGCCUAUGUAUUACAGACAUUAGUCAAGGAAAAGGUUUCUUUUUUAAAAUUGAGUGUUUCUGGAUUAGAAAGAAAUAACAGUUUAAAUGGUACGUGGGCAUUGUUUUAUUGUAAGUUUUUGUGGCUCAGAUGCUUAAACUACAUAAACACUAGUUCUGAUUCUUCACUUGAACAAAUACAUGAAUUUAAAUUGUCACUGUAAAAAAAUUAAGUAAUUUUGAAAAAAAAAUAUAUAAGUUUGCUUUCUGACCCUUAGAUGUUUACCUGUUUAAAAUUGCAGGAAAAAUAUCUUGAUUGCUGAUGUUCAGAAGUGUUCAGACGUCACUGGUCACGUCUGCUUGGUUAGUCAACUGCUACGUGCAUGUCUUCUUAAUUUUGCACCUGAAUAGGAAAAAAAGCCUUAAUGUUACCAAUUGUUAAUGACAGUUAUUGAAGAAAAUGUUUUUAAAAGGCUAUUGUCCUGGAAAGUUCAAAUGUAACUUGAACUUUUCUAGGGAGCUCAUCCUCCUUCAAUAGAAAUAUAGUAUUUUUUAAAUUGGAUGUUUAUGAAUUCAAAAUGAAUUAUAUACUGUUCAGCAGUGAAGAAUUCAGACUGAAUCUCAGAAAUGAAAGAGAAUGGUAUGAACAGAUCAAGUUACUAUUUUCUUGGGAGUAUAUUUACUGCUUUUGGAUUCAAACAACUGAAGCCAGAAUUGUAUACGUGCUAAAUAAAUUAAAAAUUCCCUCCCAGAAUUACUACAUUUUAACUCUUGCACUAGUUAUGUAUAAAUAAGUAGAAACAUAUUUUUUUCUUGUGGGAAUGUAUCACACAGCAUCCACAGGUAUCUCCUCCUGUGGCUACCUGCAUUUAAAAGUACGUUUUAACAGCCCACUCAGAUGCUUAAUUAGUUUAAACUGUUGUUACAUGUUCAAUGGGCCUUUGAGAAGACAGAUGUCUUUCCCUAGGUUGCCUCUGCAUUAAAAUGGAUUGAAUCGGGGGGUUUUCUGCUUUUGUUGUUCGGAUCCAAAAUGCUUUUCUAUAGAAAGAAAAAUAAAAUUAUAAGAAAUAGAUGUGUUCUUACUGAAGUGUUCAUAUCUCAUAUUCAUACCACUCUCUCCUGUUUUUAAAGAAAGCAGUCCAGCAACUUAAGGUCAGUAAAGUAUUUCUGUGUCAGUUAUUGUGGUUGCUGUAAUAAAAAAUACUUCAAGUAUCUAA
This is a messenger RNA of Crotalus tigris (Tiger rattlesnake), 2662 nucleotides long. RefSeq names its product WD repeat domain 83 (gene WDR83). The transcript is spliced from 10 exons. Bases 289 to 1239 code for a protein of 316 amino acids. Lineage: Eukaryota; Metazoa; Chordata; Lepidosauria; Squamata; Viperidae. Gene Ontology annotation, molecular function: protein binding. Gene Ontology annotation, cellular component: catalytic step 2 spliceosome. Gene Ontology annotation, biological process: mRNA splicing, via spliceosome. The record is from RefSeq and is a predicted model, not a curated record.